Molecule: messenger RNA, 1032 nt
Organism: Dioszegia hungarica
Lineage: Eukaryota; Fungi; Basidiomycota; Tremellomycetes; Tremellales; Bulleribasidiaceae
Exons: 3
Coding region: 1-1032 (343 amino acids)
Source: RefSeq, a predicted model, not a curated record
AUGACGUCGCCUACAUCACAAGCAGCCGGGGGUAAGCGCAAGGCAAUCGAGCUACCUGUGAGGCUUCGAAAGCACACCCGGACUCGCAAGGGUCCCGAGAGCGAGACGCAACGAACCGCUCUCGAAUCAUUCGGGACCGUAACUGCUCAAGUCAUGCCCAUCAUCCAUCACAUCGCCAAGCAUGUUCACAUACCUGAUGCCGACGAUCCCAGCAUGCCUGAUUACGAGCUGACCCAGCUGGUCAUGAAGUUGGACUAUCACCUAUCGCUCUGUGAAGAGGCAGCGGAUCAUUUGCUUGCUGGGGACGAUUGGAGACUCGGCAAGGAAGAUAUGGAGUCGCGGUGCGAUGAGAUCUGGACCGCAGUCAACGACAGAAGGGUCCAAGACCUGAUCAGCACCGAAGGGGGCUUCAGCGAAGAGGGCAUGAAGAGUCGCCUAGUGCUACAUGGCGUGCUAUCGUCAACCAUCAAAGCACAACUUCCGGUUAAAUCUAAAGCCCCUGUCAAGACUCCACAAUGGAGCCUCGAGAACCUCCACUCUAUUCUGGAGCACAAUUAUCGGCCAGAUGGCGACAUACCGUGGCAGGUCGCCGCCUACCUCGAUUCUACCAUAUCUGAGGCAGGUCUGCUCGAUAAGAAUACUCAUUGGUUUGAUCUGGUCAACCAGCACUAUGAUCAGAAUUACUCACCAGACGACCUAAGGACCAUUGGCAUAUCGGGACGAGACGAGGAGGCCGCCGGUAAAUUAGCCCGCGCGCUCAUGAGAGAAGAAGGGGUGUCCAUCAGGGCCGAACGGGAAGCAAAAGCUGAGAGAAUGGGUACUAAACACACCACCUCUGAUACGGGCAAGUCGGCUGAAUUGGAUGAGGAGACAUCGGUUGGGCACAGCGCUGAUGAGGAUGGUGAUGAGCCUGAAGGAGGUGGAGACGAGGAUGAUGACGGAGAGAAGGACGAAGAAGGGGACACUGUCGAGGUCAUGAUGCUCCUCCUGACUGGCCAGAAGAUCCACCUUACGCCCUGUCCACUCCACUGA